AGCAGCUCUGUUCAGCUCCUCUUUGUUUCUUCAUUUUCCUUUUUUCCUAAAAUCAUCCCUGUUCCCUUGGUUCUUCUGGGAACGUUUAUUUUUCCAAGUAAAGAUUGUCAGGCUCAAAGUUUAACAGGUGCAGCAACAAACCAGAUGAUUAUUGAUAAAAGACAAAGUUUUCCAGGGAAGCUGAACAUCAACAAUGGUCUCCGAUGUGUCGGUCCAUCUUCCCCUCCAGAGUCGAGCCCGGUGUACCGAUUCUGGUUUCUGCACGGUUCCGAUUGGCCAAUACCAAUUUACCUCAGAGAGAUGAAAAGGUUUCAAUAAAAAAUCUGCUAAAAUUCGGAUUCUGGAGGUGAAAACGUUCGCAUGGAAAAUCGGUUUCAGCUAGCUUGAGUUAGCGCUCACGAACAAAACAAGCAUCAUAACGGACCCUCGGGCUAGCAGGUCAAAGGUCACCUAGAUGAGGCAAAUACAAUAGAUCUAUAAUCUCUGAACCUAUUAGUGCAUUAGUGAUAAAAAACAAUAAUAUUUAUUAUUUAUAUUAUUGUUUAUUUAAACAUUCAUGCUGUUACUGUUUUCUUCAUUUGUGUCAGCUGUAAUAAAAAGUUCUAAUUAUUAAUAAUAAAAACAAGAUUUUCCUAUUCUAAAAGCCUUUUUUCACUUAAAUAGGAUUUUUUAAUGUAAAAGUUAAUUUUAAAUAUCUUAGAUUUCAUUUGUUUAUAAACAUGUUAAAUAUUUCAGAUUUUGUGUCUAAAUAGUGAAAUAACUGAAUUCCUGUUCUGGCGGCUUUAAUCCUCAGAGAGAAAUCAGCUUCAUUAUGAAUAAAACACCUAAACAGGAUCAUUAAUGAGCGGAUUUGUUAGGAUGAAGCAGCUCCGACUGAGGAAGAGGAGGAGGACGACGUGUCGUUAUGUAACGCUACUUCCUGCGGAGCGACGAAGGUGGAGGUGGGCGGCAUCGACAUCCGAGCUAGAUUCAAGUUUUUUAUGCAGACCUACGAUAAUUAAUAAUCACAUCGCUUUUAUUUGAGUCCAGAACUGAUUUACAUAAACCAGACGCGCUCCGGUGCAAAGCGUCUGGUUUUAGUUGUGGUUAAACGGGUCUACGUGUCACAGAUGACACGCUGUGACAUCACAGAUGACACGCUGUGACAUCACACGCACGAGGCUCAGUCGUCAGAAAAACAAAUGAAACCCGGAAGUUUGAGUUUUGGUUGAAGUCACCGGAUCUGGGGUGACAUCACACACUCCUGUAACAAACUACAUCUGUCCAGAUGUUUCAGACGCUCUGAAAUCGUAACCAUGACAACACGUUUUAACUGUGCUGCAGAAAACCAGGAGGAGGUGUUUAGGAGUCGCGUUUCCUGACGCAGCAGCAGCAUCCCGCUGCCUUUUGUUUCCCUCGCUGAUCCUCUGAAGGAUCCGAUCUAAUUAAACCAGGGCGGUUUUCCUGGAAGGCUCGCCGGCUGAAUCGGUCCGUGACGGAGCAGACGGGAGCGUGACUGGAAUCAGCAGCAGCCAGCUGGCUGAAACUGGUAGAAUCCUGUCAGAUUCCUCUGGACGCGCGUCAACGAGGAGUUCAGGAUUUUAGGAAGUUUUCAUCAGGAAUGUUUCUCGGCAGCAGGAUUUAGGCCCGACCGGAACUCGGAUACGAUAAAAAACAUGAACUCCGUGGUCGUAUCUGAUGAAAACGAUCUGUGGUCGGGUUUUACCGUCAUCCACACUCGGAUUAAAACAUUCAGCUGAUUUCAAGAUUUAAAAUCUCGUAAAACACGGACGGUUUAUGUUAGCUAGACUGUUCACGUGUCGCCCUCCAGGUACAAACCAUGGUUGUAGUAUAGAGUCGUCAUCACUAUUAUUUAUAAAACGCUGUCCGGAGCGACGGCAGUUACUGGUUCUCACCAGCGGGGGUCAGAGUUGAGCUGUUUGGUGACACUUACCAUCUAACAUGUUGAAAUCAUGAGAACAAGAUGGUUCAGCUAAAAUCAACCCCGACUCGUGGAGGUUAGCAUCUUCAGCCUGAUUCUCCCAUCACGCCGCUACGGGAACCCAGAUGAACAAACAGGAAGUCAGAUAAUCGCUAAACAAAUGGAAGCUUGUUUUUGUUUUACCGCUGUGUUUUCCCCUUGUUUUGUCAUCUUCAUUCAUCCUGACGUGUGUAAACACCACAGUGUCAGGUGGGCGUCUUUCAGGAAACACGACUCGGUAAGACGACGCUGACAAAGUGGAGGUUCAUACAUGAUUUAAAGAUAGUUGUUGUCAUCAGUAACGAUGCUUUCGAGACCCAAUCAGAUUUAGUUUGUGCUCAGGUUAACGUCUCGUCCAGCUAGUUAAAGACCAAGUUCACUGAAAACUCGUUCUUUAAUGACUAAUUCUGAUUCUAAUGGGUCACUGAGUGUUUCAUGCAGGCUGAACAUGAAGAUAGUCUCCUACACCGAUCUCCUGCAGUAGCUUCUGAUAGGAAACAGACGGUGAAACUCUAGGAUAGAAAAUCCUGACAGAUCUACGUCACCCUGUCACUAACAUUCAUGGACUCACCCAUCUGGACUCACGACGGGGAAGCUGUUGUUGGUUUAGCGUCCAGGAAACAGCAGAGAACGUCUCAGCUACUAGAAGCUAACCGUUAGCAUUAGCAACUCCACCACACAGCAGAACUCCUCCAGGCUUGUGUUAUUAGUGGAGAUAAAGCAUCAGCGUUGCAGAGCAGACAGUCAGUGGUAGAGUCGUGUUGCUGUUAGCCAAUCAGAGGAGAGAUGUCCAUGUAUCAGGAAAUAAAACUCCAGAUCCUGUCGUCUAAAGCUCAGCUCUGAUCUGACUCACUUCUAGUUUCUAAAGCAGGAGCGCCAGAGCUUUAUUUCCCACAGAGACUGACCCACUAGACCAGUGCAGAUGUGCUAGAAAACCCGGUGAACUUGGUCUUUAUUUUUGGUUCUAAUUUGGUCUUUAAAGACCAAAAAAAAGCUCAAACUUCUUUUUUUUUCUUUCUAUUUGAAACAAAGAAAAAUUACAAUUCAUAAAUAAACGAAACAAAAACGUGACAUGCCAUUGGUAAAUGCCUGAAUGUGGUUCUGACCGGCCUCCUGGCCUGGUUCUGGUCAGUGGGACGGUCUCAGAGGUCGUGUUCUGCUGCUCGAAUCAGGACCGUUUGAGUGUGACCCAGAUUGACCUGCUGGAGGUUUGAGCCGUCAUUAACUCGAUGUUCCUGCAGAGGCGAGGCGUCUGCAGAUCCCUCAGACGGUCGUGUCUAAGGACACCGGUAAGCCUCGGCACUGACUCACCACUUAUCUUUGCUUCCAGCAUGUGGGAACCAACCAGAACCUGCAGUGUAAUUACAGGGUGUUCUGUUGACCCGGUCGCUGGUUCCUCACCUGACGCUGCAGAAACAAUGCGGUACUGGUGUGUCCUGGUCCGAGUCAGUCCCUCUGAGGCCCGACUGGAACCCUCGAUGGGAAUCCGUCUGAACUGAGUUUAGAACCACUUCUGAAACCCUGCAGCAGUAGAGAUGCACCGAUUGUGAUUUUUAGGGCCGAUACUGAUUUCUGAUUCUUGAACAACCUCCUGAUUCAGAUUUAAAAAAAAAACAUUAAUUAAUUUUUGGUUUCUGAUUAACUGGAAAUUCUGGCAGAAAUUAAAAGAAACAUCCAGCUGGAAGAUCCUUUGUUGCUAGCAUGGGUUAGCACUUAGCAAUGGUGAGUUCACAGACUGGGAAAAAUGUCAGACUUUGUAUUGCUGCUGGGCAAAAUGGAUUAAUGGGCCGAGGAAGUGUCGCACUUUUGAGUUUCGAACUGGUCGAUAAGAUUAAAACGAUCGUGCUGAUUAUUGGCCGAUUCCGAUCAUAUGAUGAUUUCCUUUUCUUUCCCGGCUUUAACUGAAACAGCAGAAUCCUGCGGCUUCCAGCCACUCUGUUCUGGUCCGGACGGGAAUGCCCCGUUUCUUUUUAAGGCCAGAAGAAAUAAACUUCUGUUAGGAAUCAGUUUUCCAGUUUGAAAACAGCUGUGGCUUCCUGUGUGUGUGUGUGUGUGUGUGUGUGUGUGUGUGUUUUAUCUCCUGAUCAGCUGUUUUACAGAAACAUUUGUUCAUUUAGCCAUAAAAGUUCCACUUAGAUUUUUUAAAUAACCAAACAAACAAACACCGUUGUAUUUGUCUAAACAAAAAUGUUAUUUAUUAUAAAUUUACAAACAAAUUGUUUAUUCAAAUAUUUUAUUAUUUUAAUUAUGUAAAUGAAAAUUAAAACUAUUAAAUGAAUCAAACUCACAAUUAUUGCCUGUAAAAGUUUGGAUUAUUGGCCAGAUAGAAAUCAGAAUCAGAAUCAGAAUCAGAGAAGGUUUAUUGCCAUUGUCAGUGAACAAACAAUUCACAAACUAGGAACUUGCUUCGGUACUAACGUGCUACAUAUAACAUGAAUAAUAAAAUUAAAAAAUAGAAUAAAGUAGAAUAAAAUAUAAUAAACAAGCAUAAAACUUUGCUAUAAAAAAGUUUUACAGCAUCCUACAGCAGCAGAACGUUUCUAAGUGUUAAAAAGUAAAAACCAUAAAUGUAGUAAGGAAACCAUUUUAUGACGUUUCUGUUCUUCACUGAUCUUUUAUUUUCUUCUGCUCGUUGCUGCAAACCCACGCUCAACUGCAGACAUGAAGAAUUCACUUAGCAUCCCGCUAGGAUAACCGUGCUAAUAAAGCGAAUCGAGCCAAUGAAGCCAACUGUGCUAAUGAAGCUAACUGUGCUAAUGAAGCUAACCGAGGUAAUGAAGCUACCCGUGCUAAUGAAGCUAACUUUGCUAUUGAAGCUAACCGUGCUAAUGAAGCUAACCAUGCUAAUGAAACUAACCGAGCUAAUGAAGCUAACUGAGCUAAUGAAUCUAACAGUGCUAAUGAAGCUAAUGGUGUUAAUGAAGCUAACCAUGCUAAUAAAGCUAACUGAGCUAAUAAAGCUAACUGUGCUAAUGAAGCUACCCGUGCUAAUGAAGCUAACUGAGCUAUUGAAGCUAACCGUGUUAAUGAAGCUAACUGUUUUAAUGAAGCUAACCGUGCUAAUGAGCUAAUGAAGCUAACAGUGCUAAAACUGUUUUAGCUCCAGAAGAUUUCUCUGUAAACGUUGAGUUUGGUUUUUAGUAGAUGUGUUCAACUAAAACGGUCCCCUGCUCCUGCAUGACAAGGAGAAAGUAGAAAAACAACAACAGGAGUCCUGUUACUCCUCCUGGCCUGCACACACCCACGGGGGAAGGGGGGGGGGAUCCUUUAAGGUGCCAAAGUCAGUGUCAGUGACGUCACUUGUGUGACUUUGCUCAGUUCAACAGCACCCCCACCCCCCCACCCCUGGGCCUUCCAGGAAUUCCCCUCAUCGUCACCAGAGGCCCCGCCCUCUGCUCAGCCACAGCUGAGAGCCAGGAAACACACUCUCCUGUUGACACACGUCUCAUUGAGUUUGCAAAUAAAAGGAAUGUUGUUGUGUUUGUCGUGCACGCACUGAUCUGGCUGGUUCUGUUCUCUCUCUCCGUGUGUGUGUGUGUGUGUGUGCGCGCCCUCUGGACUCUUUAUGGACUUUUAUGGAUUGUCCAUAUUUCAGCUCCCUGAGGUGUCAGAUUGGACAAAGACAGGAAGUAGAGCUAUCAGUCACUCUGGGCGCCACGUUAACCAGCAGGGAGCCAGCUGAUGGAUUCGGACCGAUCCACUUUGUUUGGUUUUUGACUGUUGGGCUGGUUUUGGGUUCGUCAGGAAUGGUUCUGGUUGGACAAUCCAACAGGAUUCUUCAGGACUUUAAUGUAUAAAAUCGAAGAAGCGCAGAAAGAGCUGAAAGAUCCCAACGCUCCACAGAAAGGUGCAGCGGAGGGCCGUCAGCGGGCCGCGGACAACGUCAAAGGCCUGAAAAGAAAAAAGGUCGUUGCAGAAAAUCUACUGAAAAAAAUCCCCAAAUCUCCGGUGAAGAAGCCCCUCCAGUCGAAAUCAUGUGACACAGGUCUCCACAACUCUUCUUCUAAGGAAAGCACACCUUCCUGCUCCUCCUCCAACAGCCCCUCCCACCGUCUUUCAUCACCAGGCAGGAGGGGAGAUCCACACCAUGUUCCAGCAGCUGCUACUGCCCCAAAUGAGGGGUCGGGCUCUCCUGGUGUUGAGAAGGUGAAGGUGAAGCAGGAGACGACGUCCUCUCAGCCGUUAUCACGCGAGCCCUCACAAACGGAGGAGAGCCCUCAGGUUCCUGCUGUGGAACCACGGACUAAAGGCCAGAAGAGUUCAGAACACAGUUUUGAGGGAGAGUCUUACCACAGCAGUGCUCCUCUGGAUGUUCUUCUGAAGGCCAUGGAGCCGGACUUCAGCACUCUAACAGAGAGGAGAACCUCCUCGCAGACUUCCGCCAUCAGUAAACCGGCUGCUCCGCUUCAGCUUCAGCCCAGCACGGAGGUCACAGCGCUGCCAGCGGUCAACAUCAGUCUCCAGGCCCAACAUUCCCAAAUGCAGGCCUAUUAUUUUGACAAACAAGGGAACGUCUUUGGAAUUGCGUCACUGCAGGGAUCCACACAGGGUUCAUCUUCUCUUGCUGGGCCAAACUUGCACAUGAAGUCCAACACUGGACCAUCUGCUCCUUCUGGCUCUAACACUUUGCCCCAAAGCCAACCACCAGUAGUGCACACGUGCCAGUCCCUGUCCGCCAGUGUUCCCAGUACCAUUCAGGUCCCAGUCACACCGGGCACCAACCAGGUGCAGAUGGCCACAGUCAUGAACUUUGGUGCUGAGCAGGUGCCCAAAGACCAAAAGCCUAAAAAGCCAGGAAAGUAUGUGUGUGAAUAUUGCAGCCGGGCGUGUGCCAAACCCAGCGUGCUGCUCAAACACAUCAGGUCUCACACCGGAGAGCGACCCUAUCCCUGUGUCACCUGUGGCUUCUCCUUUAAAACCAAGAGCAACUUGUACAAGCACAAAAAAUCUCACGCUCACGCCAUCAAGCUGGGACUCAUCGCCCGCUCUGAAUCCGGAGGCGGGCCACUGUCUCAAGAAUCAGACAGAGCUGCCGGGACUCAAUCAGAGGCCGAGGAGAGCGGGGACAGUGAUGAGGAGGGCGGCGUUGCAGAUCUGGAUCCAGAAACCUCACAGGGCUGUAGAGCAGCGGCAUCUGAAACCGGACCUCAGGGUGCAGGUACAUCUCAAACAGAAGCAGAGUCUGUCAAGUCCUCCCCAGGCCAAAGGGUCCACGAGCCUAAAGCUGCACUUCCAAAAGUCGUCGUGUACCCAGUCAACGUUUCGCCUUUGAGGGCAGACAGUCCAAGAGUCACUGGUGCUGCACCAGAGCAAGCUGCUGGUCAGCGGCAACGAGACAUUCAGAACGCCAAUCUGAGACCAAGCAUCACAGUCCUGUCCUCUCUGAGGGAGGUGGAUGCUGCGCAUCCCUCGCUGGACACGGUAAGCGAGGAUGAAGACCAGCAGUGCAAGUCUCCUCUGUUGGGCGGACAUGCCCAGCUUCAGAGACAACAAGCUACAGACUUCUCCCAGCAGCAGCAGCCCAAAUGUCUGCUCAGUCCGCGGAGUUUAGGAAGCACAGAUUCUGGCUACUUCUCUCGCUCUGAAAGUGCUGAUCAGGCCAUGAGUCCACCGAGUCCCUUUGUUAAAAUCACUCCCCCGGUGGACACGGACCUCACCAAGAACGCUCCUCCUACUGCCCCUCCCGUGGUUGCUACGGUGAUGCACGUAGCAGCCGAGCAUCGCCCGCGUCCGGUGGAGAAACAAAUGCGAUCACCGUUUGAAGCCAGCACUCGCUCUUUGGAAGAACGAAUUUCAAAGCUGAUUUCAGAUAACGAGGCGGUGGUGGACAACAAGCAGCUGGACAGCGUCAAGCCACGGAGGACGUCUCUCUCAAGAAGAGGCAGUAUAGACUCGCCCAAGUCGUACAUAUUUAAAGACUCGUUUCAGUUUGACCUGAAACCAAUAGGAAGACGGUCCAGUUCGAGCUCAGACAUCCCCAAGUCCCCAUUCACCCCAACAGACAAGUCGAAGCCAGUGUUCCUGCUCUCUGUUCCUGCUCAGUACCCAAACAUGGACUGUCUACCAAUAACAAGGAGCAACUCUGUGCCUACUACACCUGGACACUCUACUCUACCAGUCAACGUAGCUCCCAUGCCCCACCCCCUGAGAGUCUGUCAAUCAUUUGAUGAGAAGAUCGGCUCCCUGAAUGAUGAAGUCUUUUCCCCAACUCCAAACCCCGCCAUACACUCUCGUACUUUGGUUCGACAGGUGGCAGUGGAGGACUUUUCUACAAGUGAGGGACACAGCCUCCCUACCGUGCGCUCCAUGGAUGAAGGCUACCAUGGUCCCAGUAGCUCAGCAGACUUGAUUCAGAGAAGCAAAUCGUUUGAACAUGGCCAUGACCGCAGCAAGAAGCCCCAGCAGAACAAAGGAACGAUGUACGAGUGUGAGACCUGCCGCAAUCGGUACAGAAAAUGGGAGAACUUUGAGGCUCACAAAAAGUUCUACUGCUCUGAGCUCCGUGCUCCUAAAAGCAAGCCUGUGGCUGUUAAAGAAACUGACCAAGAAGUUUUUCAUGUCGGCAUGCAGCAGCCCCUCAUCUUGAGGUCAUUAAAUGGCUCUGGCAUACUGGAGCAGCAGACAUCAAUCAGGAAGAGAAGGAAAAUGAAAAGUGUUGGCGAUGAGGAUGACCAGUCUCCAACCGACACCAUCCCACCAUGUUCAGUCAGUUUUGAGUCUCCAAUAGCUCCAACAAGCAGGACCUUUCCUCUGAAAGUAGACAUUCAACCCAAAAGCAGCCAGCCAAACCUUCCCCAGAUCCAGCUUGUUGCACGAGGAAUGAACACAGCAGAUUCCAGACUGUCACCAAUACGUGAGACUCAGAUCAGCAGUGCUUCAAAGGGAGAUCUGCAGAGGCAGGGCAGUGGAACUUCAGUCAUCAGACACACCAACUCCCUCAGCAGACCCAACUCGUUUGAGGCAGACCUGGCUGAUAGGGUCUCACCAGCUGACAGCAUGGAGAAGGACUCUCUGAACAAACCCAACAAAGAUGGACCAACAAGCGUCUCACCCGACACGAAAAAGAUAUCCCAGUCCACCAGUGUGGAUUUUGGAAAACAAAGGAAUGAUCCGAGUAGCACCCGCACACUGACUACCAAUUCCACUCCUGUCCAUCAGUCUCGUCUUGUUCGCCAAAGAAACAUCCAAGUUCCUGAGAUCCUAGUCACGGAGGAUUCGGACAAGGAGCACGAAACCCAGAAUGCCGAGCCACCAGACAAACCAGCAGAGCAGUUCAGUUGGCCUCAACGAAGUGAGAGUCUGUCAAAGUUACCAGCAGAGAAACUUCCCCCCAAGAAGAAAAGAAUCCGCCUGGCUCAGAUGGAUCAGUCUUCUGGUGAUUCCAGCUUCGAGUCCAGCCUCUCCCGCAGCCUCAGCAGAGACAGCAGUCUCUCUCGUUGCUCAAGCAUCUCGGCCUCCUUUGAGAGAGAUGAGCCAUCCCGAUCUGAGAGUCCAUCUAAGGGCGAAGUCUCUGGUAAAAUUCCAGACCCUCAGAGUCUUCCAGCAGUCUUCAACACUCUUGGCGUUCCAGGAAUAAUGAGGCGUGCUGCAUCUGAGCAGAUCACUUGCACGCAACCCUCCGUGGAGAUUUCCUGUGACUACCGUAGCAAGUCUUUCGACUGCGGCAACGUGUCUCCUAGUAGACCUCUGUCACCCGCUGGUCUACCAAAGACAGGACAACUCUCCCAGGUGCCCCUGAUUGAGAGGAGGCGAGGGCCGUUGCUUCGGCAGAUGUCUUUAAAGAUCAACCCAGAAAGUCAUCAGCCAGUUCGGAAAGCUGCAAUUCCAUCAGACAAGCUUCCCAUCCCAAAAGUCAGCUCUUUUAUUCCGAACAGAUCCAAGCAGAUUUACAUAGCUAACAGGUGCCAUGUAGCGCAGCCUUUCACCCUGCACACUGCAGACCCGCCGUUGCAAAGUGAUGAGCAAAUGGUGCAAAGCAUUCAUCUGGGAAGCCCCACGUUGCAACCUCAAGUCCACGGCCUUCCACAUCCAUGGCAUCAGACAUCCAGAGUUCAGGUUUGCCAUAAAUCGCAGCAACCGUUCAACCAGGUCUCAGUUACUCGUGAGAAAGCCCAAGUCAAAGCAGCUGACUUGGAUGAAAAGUGCUAUGUGCCAAAAUACCAACUCCAGUGUCCUUCUCUAAGAGCCACCCAAACAUUUUCCUUCUCCUGCACACAGGGAGCUCACAUAGCGUUGCCAAUUUUAACUAUUCCCAUUGCCAAUCCCAUUCUGGGCAUUUCCAAAGCUUCAGAUGGGACUCGGAAUGUGUUUGUGGCCAGUCAGCAGGCCUCCAACAGUAAGACUCAGACCGUGGUUUUGUCGAGCGAGAAGCAGAAGGACCCGUUUGAUCAGAGCCAAUCCGGUGUUCCACUGCCACAGAUUCUGAUCACCCAUGAGCAGGUGCGCCCCCCCUCUGUAUCCAAUAAAAACAGCCCCUCCUCGUCCCACAGCUGGGAGGGCGACUCUCAAGCGGCACCGACCGUGAAGAAGGACGGAAGUCCCAGUCAUGUAGCGGAGCAAGUUCCUCCUUGCUGCACACAGAAGCUGGCCUCGGUGACGCUCUGCCCCCAGCAGGAACCCACAGCUUCCAGUAAACGCAUGCUGUCGCCCGCCAACAGUCUAGACAUUUACAUGGAAAAGCACCAGAAACGGGCCAAAGAUGAGCACGGCGUGGCCUGCAUAACGGACGGAAGAUCACUCAGUUACCUCAACUCAAAGAUGUCUGAGGUGACCCGACAGCGGAAGCUGAUGCUCGUGAGACAGGUUUGUACAACCGAACCAGCAGACAGUCCAAUUGAGACCGAGGCUCCGCCUCUUCCUGAACCUAAAACUGACUCGGAGAAAGACUCGGACGCCAGUGAUGAUGUGAAACCCAUGUCACCUGAUGCUGCUGGGCUUGAAAAGGUGACGGAAACUGUUAUUCAAGAGAAGGCGGGUCCAGUCCUGAACUCUGCAUCUGGGAGUCAGGACACCCCCCGACCGGCCAACACCGCCCUGAAGCCUCAGGAGAAGCCUGAGGAGCAGAGAUGGACUUCAGCCAAAUCCCUGAUACGGCCUUCCAGCUUCCAUGCCGGUCAGACGAAGCUGACCACAUCAGUGUCCGUCGUGAACACGAAGGACACCCAUCGCCUGUCCUUCCCCAGCCUGAAGACCACCACCACAUUCACCUGGUGUUACCUGAUGAAGCGAAGGCCUCUUCAUGUCCCUCAGACUGACCUGAAGACAUCAGCUUAUGCCAUCUGGACAGUCAGUCCCAAAAACCCCAACCCCCUGGGACUGCCCACCAAGGUGGUCAUGUCUUUGUUUGACUCCAAGCAAAGCUCCAAGACGAUUCACUACACCUCCGCCAUCAGAACCAGCGGCAAGUCGGCCAUCCUGUCCUACUCGGGGAAGUUGAAGGACGUCAUGCCCAAGCUUCCGGUAACCGGGAAGUCUGCUUCACCAAAGACCAGAAUUAAACCGCAGCCAGAGGCUCAGACCAGCAACGAGUCGGACAAGGACGCUACACCUUCAACGGAACCGCGGCGGGUCAAGAUAUUUGAUGGAGGAUACAAAUCAAACGAGGACUACGUGUACGUACGCGGCCGAGGUCGAGGAAAGUACAUCUGUGAGGAGUGUGGGAUUCGCUGUAAGAAGCCCAGCAUGCUGCGCAAACACAUCCGGACCCACUCCGACGUCCGGCCAUACCACUGUGUCCACUGCAACUUCUCCUUCAAGACUAAAGGGAACCUCACCAAGCACAUGAAGUCCAAGGCUCACAGUAAGAAGUGCAUGGAGAUGGGGGUGCCUGAAGACCUGCUGGAGGACCAGGAUGCUGAGGACUCGGGAGACCGCAGCCAGGUGAGCAGCGUCGACCGUCCAGACACGGAUGGCGAUGACUCCGAUGUUCCCGAUGAGGAGGAGAAUGACGACGAGGAAGAGGAGGACAGCCAAGCGGAGUCGGGUCUGUCCACAAACCCGUCUGUGUCCACCAGUCCACAGCACUUCCCCUGCAGAGAGACGGAUGUCCCGCCCAGCGCGCUCCUCGCCCAGAUGUCCAUCAGCUCCCUGUCCUUACCCCUUUCCCGCCCUCCUGAAUCCUCGGACCCCGGAUCCGUUCUGAGCCUCGUGUCCCUCAGCGGGGACGUCUCUGGGACCUGCUGCAGUCCGGCCCCCUUCCCGUCCUCCCCCCCACCCAUCACCACCGCUGCCGACUCCUACACCUCUGACCCGGAGUCGGUCCACAUGAUGAGCCCCGUGUCGCCCUGCAGACAGAUGUCCAUCGACUACCCAGACGUUGAUGUCCCGCCGAGUCCCCCGGUGAUGACCAGGAGCUCCAAGCUGGUUCAGGAGGCUCCUGCUCCUCCUGCCGCCACCGAGUCCAGCGCACCGGUGGACCGGAGCACUCAGACCUCCUCCUACCUGCCUCCACACCUCCACCUGCAGGGAGCAGCUCAGCCUGCGGAGACGCACCUGUUCAGCCACCUGCCGCUGCACUCGCAGCAGCCGGCCCACUCGCCCUACAGCAUGGUCCCUGUCGGAGGGAUCCAGCUGGUUCCUGCCGGCCUUGCUACAUUUGUCCCGAUCCAAGCCGGACCUGUCCAGCUCACCAUCCCCGCUGUGGGAGUGAUCCACCGGAACACCAGCCCGUUAUCCUCUCCCGGCACCCCCACCCAGCCGGACAGCCUACAGCCUCUUCUGAUCCAGGAGCCCAUCAGCAGUGUCCUGCCGUGCUUCCCUCUGGGCCCGGUAGCGGGCCUCCAGACCCAAACCCUGCAGCCGCUGGGCCUAGAGACCCUCAACCUGAUGGGGCUCACCAACACGGGCCUGGGGCUGCAGGUUCUGGCUGCCAGCCCCACCUCCCAAAGCGGGCCUCAGACCCACAUCCCGGGUCUGCAGAUCGUCAACAUCGCCCUUCCGGCAAUCAUCCCCUCCCUCUCCACCCUCAGUCCUCUCCCGGGCUCCUCAGACCAGCCCGUUCGGACCGAACCCGGUGUCGGUUCUGUGUGCCAGCCGGCUUCAUCACCAGAGCCCAAAUCGGGAGGAGGAGACUCGCCGACGCAGGACAAAGAGGACAGGACACUCCCCCAGCAGCAUCCGGCAGCAGCUCCACAGCGCCAGGCGGGCAGCCCAAACGGGCCGACGCCCGCCGACCCGACAGAACCACCAGCGUCGGCGAGCAGCUGGCACACGCCGAUUGACGACUCUAACGAAGCUUCGAGCGAUGACGAAGACCGGCUGGUCAUCGCCACCUGAGCAGCGGCGCCGGUUCUUCUUCUCUUUUGUAAUUCUUGUCACUUUUCAGGUGUUUGUCUCUCCGACCAAUCACCUUUCAAAGCACAGACGCUGAUGUCGCUGCGACCAAUCAUCAGUGGUUUCUCUUUUGUACAUGUUGUAAAGAUGAUGGUGCCUUUUUGACGUUCCUGGUGUCAGACUGUAAAUAACCCGGUGGUUGUUUGUGAAGACGUAUAAAUGUACAUUUGUAUGGGACGCCUCUGUGUACAGCUGUUGUGUUCACUAUUUAUUCUGAUCAUCUAGAGCCCGCCAUGUUGCUGUAUCGAUAUCCUGAACUGUACCAGUAAACGUUUGUUUACGACGUC
Nothobranchius furzeri (turquoise killifish) is the source of this 13578-nucleotide messenger RNA. It is a transcript of the gene hivep1, whose product is annotated as HIVEP zinc finger 1. Gene Ontology annotation, cellular component: nucleus. The record is from RefSeq and is a predicted model, not a curated record. NCBI's taxonomy places the organism in Eukaryota, Metazoa, Chordata, Actinopteri, Cyprinodontiformes, Nothobranchiidae. Gene Ontology annotation, biological process: regulation of transcription by RNA polymerase II. Gene Ontology annotation, molecular function: zinc ion binding; DNA-binding transcription factor activity, RNA polymerase II-specific; RNA polymerase II cis-regulatory region sequence-specific DNA binding.